AUGUCUCAACACCAAUUCCAACACCAGCAGCAGCCGCCGCAGCCCAAAACGCAGCGCCGCUCGCACAGAAAAUCCAGAAACGGCUGCGCAGAAUGCAAACGUCGCCACAUACGAUGCGACGAGCGUCGUCCCGCCUGCGCAAACUGCACAAUCGCAGAGCGGACGUGCGUGUUUCCUGCUGCAAAGGAAAAGCCGCCCGCCAGGAAGAAGGUGUCGCCUUCGCAUUCCCCCGUCACGCACACGCAGUCCCCUCAGACGCAGACGCAGACGCAGACGCAGACGCAGACACAUGCCAGCUACACAGAUUAUCAAAGUCCUGCUGCUACGACGCCAUGGAGUUCAAGCGGUGGCCGUACGCCAAAUGAAAUGCCGCCGCCGCCGAUGUAUUCCCAUGCGACGACGUCUGCGGAAUCAUCGCCUCUGCCAUCGUUUGGCGAUUCCUUCCCCCAUCCGUACGACAUAUCGUCGUCUGAUGCGUCCUUCUUCACGGCAGAACACCUCUCGCUGCUGUAUCACCUCGUCAUGUCCAAGGAGGACUUCUUCCUGACACGCGGCCGCAACGUCAGCAUCCUCGACAUCGCCAUCCGGCUCUCCUCGUCACACCCAUACCUCAUCGACGAGGUGCUCGCCCUGUCUGCCAUGCACAAAGCAGCCACGUCGUGCUCAGAAUCGCCUCACCACCUCCUCCGCACGGCUACAGAACUUCAAACCCGUGCCAUCACCCGCUUCACCCGCCUCACAUCCACAUUACCCCCCGAAGACAUGGACUCCUCCAUCCCGCGGUUCCUCUUCGCGGCCACCCUCUCCCUGCACGACCUGGCCGACACGCUCUCCUCCGUCCGGACCCUGCACCACUCCCAGUUCCACGUCUUCGUGAACCGCUUCGUCGACUGUUUCCGCAUCCACCACGGCGUGCGGGCCGUCAUCAAGCCCGUAUGGCAGCACCUCGUCAACUCAGAACUCGAACCCAUCCUGACGCUCACGUCAAAGGCGGGACUGAACCUCACGCCCGAUUCCAAAGGCGCGUGCGAAAGAGGGGACGAGUGCCGUCCGCUGUACGACCUGCUGGACUCGUCGGAUCUCGGACCCGCAACUGUGUCUGCGUGUAGGGGCGCCGUGGAGCGCUUGCAGUGGUCUUUUGACAUUUACAAGAAUCUACCGCAGUCGUGUGCAGGACCGCAUGCUGCCUCGUCGUUUUCUGUCACCGUGGGCAGCGACUACAUUGACGUGCUGAGGAGGUUGCAGCCCGAGGCGGUGAUUGUGCUGGCGUACUAUGGUGUGCUGCUGCACUAUUGUAGGGAGUAUUGGAUAUUUGGCGAUGCGGGCGCCUUGAUUGUGAGGGCUGUUGCGCAGCAUCUGGGGCAUUAUUGGGAGGAUACUAUGGCGUGGCCUUUGAAGAUGGUUGAGGAUGGUUGA
Pochonia chlamydosporia 170 is the source of this 1416-nucleotide messenger RNA. Its product is annotated as C6 finger domain-containing protein. The record is from RefSeq and is a predicted model, not a curated record. The transcript has a single exon. The coding region runs from base 1 to 1416 and encodes 471 amino acids. Gene Ontology annotation, biological process: regulation of transcription by RNA polymerase II. NCBI's taxonomy places the organism in Eukaryota, Fungi, Ascomycota, Sordariomycetes, Hypocreales, Clavicipitaceae. Gene Ontology annotation, molecular function: DNA-binding transcription activator activity, RNA polymerase II-specific; zinc ion binding.